This is a messenger RNA of Ctenopharyngodon idella (grass carp), 5348 nucleotides long. RefSeq names its product CD209 antigen-like. Lineage: Eukaryota; Metazoa; Chordata; Actinopteri; Cypriniformes; Xenocyprididae. The coding region runs from base 137 to 1069 and encodes 310 amino acids. The transcript has 9 exons. The record is from RefSeq and is a predicted model, not a curated record.
UCUCCAGAUUAGUGAGUUUUAUUGUUUUAUAGCACAAUGUUUGAUUUCCAGUUCUGUCUUAGCAGGAAACCCAGUACAGAUCACAGCUCAUUUGUGAACACAUAGGCUACUGUAUUGCAAGGCUGCAAAACAAAUAAUGAAAUCAGGCAGGUAUACUUUAAACACAGUUACUGGAGGCACAACUGAACCUCUCUGCCAGGAUGAAGGAAAAGCUCGAGUGUGCAGAGGAAGUAGGUGUUUGGUGUUGAUGACAGUGUGUCUCGGGCUCAUUUGUGUUCUUCUGCUGGUCUUCAUCAUAGUGAAGCACAUCUCCAUCACAGCAGAGAGAGAAUCUCUGUUCAAGAGUUACAAGAACACAGUUGAAGAGUUCAAUCAGACCAUCAACAGCUUACAGGACGAAAACACUGAACUAAUGAAUGAAAAAGACCAAAUGAAGAACAGUUCAAACUCUUUAAGUCAGAAGAAACGGGAACCGCAGACCAGUGCCAAAGAUCUCACUGCUGAGAAAAGCCAGUUACAGGACAGUUCAAACUCUUUGAGUCAGACGAAUCUGGAGCUGGAGACCAGAGUCAAAGAUCUCACUGAUGAGAAAAGCCAGUUACAGAACAGUUUCAACUCUCUGAGGCAGAAGAAACUGGAGCUGGAGACCAGAGUCAAUGAUCUCACUGCUGAGAAAAGCCAGUUACAGGGAAGUGUUGGUGCUUUGAAUAAGAAGAAACAGGAGUUAGAAAGCAAAGUCACAUCUUUGAGUAAAGAACUAGAGAAGGACAAAUCUAAACGAGGAAAUCUGUCUGGUCCUGUUUGUUUGUUCAAAUCCAAUGAGUCAAAGAGCUGGUCUGAGAGCAGGCAGUACUGCAGGGAUCAUGGUGGUGAUCUGGUCAUUAUCAACACUGAAGAGAAGCAGAGGUUCAUAUCUUCUUUAGUCAAAGAGUUUGUGUGGAUUGGUUUGUCUGACUUUGAGAACGAGGGCAACAUGAAAUGGGUGGAUAAUUCACCACUGAAACAAGGAGGUCAGUAUGCUCUGGGUGAGAGGACAUGGGUUGGCCCAGCUUGGAGCAGAGCAAGAUAAGUGAUGAGCUCAAAGAAAAAUACAACGGCAUGUUGAGUCUCCAGCAGGAUCUGCGCUUCGGCUGCGGCUAAUCCGUCAAAACGGCCCUAAUGCCAGACUACUGCUUUUGAAGACAUAAUUAAAUAUUAUAAAUCAGGAAAAUCAGAAUAGAUUAAUUUUCAACUUUAAAUGUAUGUUAAACAUGAGUUAAUUUUGACUGUUGCUCAGAUUUUUUAUUUUUUUUUUUUUUUAUCAGCUAUCCUGUUACUCAGUGAAUAAAUUAUGUAAACCAGCAUGAUUUACUUACACUGCCUUUCUUUACUUACAACUGCUAUUCUUCACAUAGCAUAGCAUAUUUCCAUAAUAAAAGAAGUCUAGAAAGAUCAUCUGUUCUGACCAUUCCCUUAUUCACUGUCCCAAAACUGAUUUAUGUCGCGAUGCAAAAUUAUAUUAUAAUCUUUACUUUAGAGUAACCUUAUGUUGCCUGAUGAACCUUGUGUUGUGUAAGUGCAAUUUUCCAAUAAUUCAAGCUCAGCAGGAUCUCAAAGUAAAAUGAAAUGAAAGUAAGUUUCUUUAGAGGGAAAUGUGUAUUUGUGUUUAACACAGCACAUCAGACUGAAGUUCAUCACCUAUAGUGACACUGAGCACAAAUUGUACUCAAUAGAAAGUUCAGAAUGGACCUUGUGCUGCAACAAGUUCAUUUUAAUGAUUCUCUUUGCAGUUUUUAAAACAAAAGAGUGUAUUAUAUAAAAGAUAAAUAAUGUGUUAGUUCUGUUUGUAGUCAUUUUGUGAGUAAAAUCUGAAGGCAAGAAAUAUUUUACUAAUAUUCACCAGUAUUUGAAGAAAGUUACACAAUGAGCUGUGCUGUUUGUCACUAUGCAAGACAAAACAGCUCUAAAAUCAACUUUAUAUUAUUAUAUAUUAAAAAGUAUCCAGUUAAUAAUACAAUUUAUAGAAAUAUUUAUGAAUAUGUUGGCAUAUUUAUGUUAAUUUCUUAAUUUACAGUUGAGUUUGGACCCUGGAAUGUAGUUUCAGUGAAAUUAAGGGGGGGGGAGUCCCUGCACCCAACAUGUUUGACAUUGUUCACAUUUUUUAAAAAAUUUUUAAUGAAGAUGUACAGUGCAUCAAAGUUUAAAUUCUUGUGUGUCAGCGAUAUGUCAAUUCUAGGGGAGGUUCUCUAUAUUACAUCCUGCACUCAUCCUCCUAAAGUCCACAGCUCAACUGAAGAGACGCAGAAGUCAAAAUGGAACUGGAGGGCAUUUAUAAAAAUGUUGACCGCGAGACCUGCAGCAAGGGCAAUGAGCAGGGACUGGGCAGAGAUGAAGAUAUUUAUGCUAAUAAGGACCAAAAACUCAGCCAGACUGAAGCAAGAGCUCAAAACCAAAGAGGUUUAACAGGGCGAAGUAAGUGUGUUGUGUUGAGCACAGUAUGCUUUGGCCUCAUGUGUAUUCUCCUUGUGGCCACCAUUAUAGUACUGCAAAUCAAGCUCACGGCAGAGAGAGAGACACAAGCUACGCACAUGUUACAGACCAGUUCAAGAUAUCAAACUGAAAUGGACCAGUUACAGAACAGUUUCAACUCUUUGAGUCAAAAGAAACUGGAGCUGGAGACCAGAGUCAAAGAUCUCAUUGCUGAGAAAAGCCAGUUACAGAGAAAUUUUGACUCUUUGAGUCAGAAGAAACUGGAACUGGAUAUCAGAGUCAGUGAUCUUACUGCUGAGAAAAACCUGUCGGAGAGCAGGGUCAAAGAUCUUACUGCAGAGAAAAGCCUGUUGCAACAAAGUUUUGACUCUUCGAAUCAGAAGAAACUGGAGCUGGAGACCAGAGUCAAUGAUCUCACUGCUGAGAAAAGCCAGUUACAGAGCAGUUUCAACUCUUUAAAUCAGAAGAAACUGGAGUUAGAGACUGAACUAAGGAAGUUAUCUGAGCAAGCAAUUGGCUGUCUUGUCGCGUCCAAUGAGGAGAAGAGCUGGUCUGACAGCAGGAAGUACUGCAGGGAUCGUGGUGGUGAUCUGGUCAUUAUCAACACUGAAGAGAAGCAAAGGUGCAUAUCUUCAUUCACCAAAGAGAUUGUGUGGAUUGGUUUGUCUGACAUUGAGAACGAGGGCAACAUGAAAUGGGUGGAUAAUUCACCACUGAAACAAGGGUUUUGGGAAGAAAAUGAGCCGAAUGAUGCAGGUGGAAAGGAAGACUGUAUUGAACUGAAUCCUGGAAAAACUGUCCUGAACAACUGGAAUGACAUCCCAUGCUCAGCGAUGAGAAAAAGCGUUUGUGAGAUUUAGAAUUCAUUCUUUAAUUUUCACACUUUUUAAUAAUAAUUUGAUUCUAAAAAUACUUGUUUCACCUUAAUAUUUAUAUUGUGAUUUUCAUUCUUGGUAAAGGUUCUUGUCAGCAAAGCUAAUGUCUUACAAUUAUUAUAACUGAUUCACUGGUUUCAAUUUUUAUGUAUCUUAUUUUUUUUAUUUUUUUAUUUUAUGUAUCUUCCAGUAUAUAAAAAAGUAGUUUCUUGAUUUUCUAGAUUUCUCACUGCAGUAAUAACUGAAGGCAUCCUUAGAAAUGGUUUCUAAAACAGAUUUCCUGUGAAUUAUCUGCUUUUUAUGAUUUUAUCUUUUUAUGAAAUCAUUGCUUCAAUUUCUGGAUCCUGUCCUCUUUUUUUAUUGUGCUAUCCAAAGAGAAAAAUAUGCAUACUUACCUGGGAAUAAUUUGAGAUUUAUGCUGCCUUCACAUGCUUUCAGAACAGAGGGCAGUGGGCAGAACUAUUAAGCACUCCGCAGUGCCAUUGGCUAGCACUCAACUAUCACCAAAUCAAGUCGCUGAACGCAGACGUCAUUAAUAUUUAUGAGCCCAACACUCUGCCAGAUAUUUAGUGUGAUAGACACAUCACGAAGAGCUGCUGACAAUAUGCUGUUUAUCAGAGGGACGAUGUCUUUGAUUAUAUUAUAAUUUGAUAUUUCUGAAGUGAUAAAAUUAGAUUUUUAGUAACAUUUAGUGAUUUUUACAGAAACGUCCAGUGUUGUGCAAGUUACUUCCAAACUGUAAUACAUUAUAGAUUACUACAAUAUAGCUUAUAAUUGGCAAAGUGAAGGCUCAAGACAAUGCAAGAAUGACAGACAGAAUCACAAACUAUCCAAGUCUGUUAAAAGUAUGGUAGAGGUAUAAAGUGAUUAUCUGACAAACUUGAAGUAAUGCGCAUACGUCCAUCUCGUGAAUUGUUGAUAUCAGCCACACCCUGCUUCAUUAGGAAAUGCAACUUUUCUAUGCUACUUGUACCUCUUCUGCUUAUAAAGAAUACACAGCAAAAUCCCCAGUGUUAAAUUAACACUCAAAGUGUACAUAUGAGUCCAUCUUGCCGGGUGUUAAAAAGUAACUCUGAAGCAGGGCCACAGCUCUGCACAGUUUAGCUCCAACCAGCUCCAACUCACACCUGCUUGGACAUUUCUAGUAAUCCUGAAGACUUUGAUUAACUGGAUCAGGUGUGUUUGAUUAGGGUUGGAGCAAAACUGUGCAGAGCUGUGGCCCUCCAGGAAUUGAGUUUGAGACCACUGGUUUAAUGGCUGGAAGUCAGUUGUAGUUGUCGUGUUUCUCUCUUUUUCUCUUGUUGUUUCUUCAGUGAUUCUGCUUAUUAACAUCAGGUGUCACUACUGAUUGUCAAUCAUAACUCAAUCAUCAAUCAAUUAUCUCAUUAACUUUAACACUGCUUCAGAGUUACUUUUUAACACCCGGCAAGAUGGACUCAUAUGUACACUUUGGGUGUUAAUUUAACACUGGGGAUUUUGCUGUGUAAUAAUGACAACACAACUGAGAUUUAAGAAGAAAAAACAUUUAUUGAAAUAAGUGAUUUAUAAGCAAUAAUAAUGACAACACAACUGUGAUUUGAAGAUAAAGAAAAAAAAAAAACAGAUGUUUGACUUAUAGAGAAAAACAAGAGAUAGCUGUUUAUGAAGGACAGCUGUCAUAAGAGAUAUAUUGGAGGAAGAGACAUGUUUGAUAACUUGUUUAUGUGAAAACAGUGGAAAAGAGUUAUGAGAGAUAACUGUUUAUGAAAAAAAAACUGUGAAAAGUGAUAUAUUGGAGGAAGAGACAUGUUUGAUAACAUGUUUGUGUGUAAACAGUGAAAAGAUGUUAGCUGUUUAUGAAGUACAGCUGUCAUAAGUGAUAUCUGUUUAUAAAAGAAAAAUUAUAACAGAGAUAGCUUGUUGGAAAUGAUGUGUAAGAAAAACAGAAGAAAUGUUUUAUAUGAAAGAAUGUAGAAAAAAGAAAAACCCCAACAACAGAUGUUUGUAUUAAAGAAUGAAACACAA